Aquila chrysaetos chrysaetos is the source of this 1516-nucleotide messenger RNA. RefSeq names its product TNF receptor superfamily member 14 (gene TNFRSF14). The transcript has 10 exons. Gene Ontology annotation, biological process: defense response to Gram-negative bacterium; positive regulation of T cell migration; apoptotic process. Lineage: Eukaryota; Metazoa; Chordata; Aves; Accipitriformes; Accipitridae. Gene Ontology annotation, molecular function: transmembrane signaling receptor activity; protein binding. Gene Ontology annotation, cellular component: external side of plasma membrane; membrane. Bases 248 to 1141 code for a protein of 297 amino acids. The record is from RefSeq and is a predicted model, not a curated record.
UCUCCCCUCAGCCUCUCCUCAGUUCCUCCCCAGUCUCUCCUCCGUCUCCCCUCAGCCUCUCCUCUCCCGCCUCCCUUUCGUCGAGGCCCAUGCCCCGCCGGGAGCUGAAGCAGAGCCCGGCCCGCCCAAGCGGCGGCUGCCCCCUCCUUCCCCGCCGGGGCGGGGGCGGUUGUCGCUUUCGCUUUCCCUGCCGCCGCCGCCCCGGCUCCGUCGGCCGCUGGGGGCCCGGCCAGGCCCGGGCCGGUGCAUGGGGCUGCGGCCGCGGGCCGCGCCGAGCCCGGGGAGGCCGCUGAGGCGCCGCGGAGCCCCGCGCCUCCGGGAUCCGGCCCGGCGGACCAUGCGCCUGGUUUUCGCCGUUGUGCUGGUCACGCAGCUGGAUCGCGUGGAGGCCUUGGCCUGCGGGCUGGGAGAGUAUCCCGUCGGGGCCGAGUGCUGCCCGAUGUGUGCUGCCGGACUUCGGGUUUUCAAGCAUUGCACUGCAAAUUCCAGCACGACAUGCAUACCUUGUGUUGAGGAUACGUACACAGAUCAUCCCAAUGGUUUAGAACACUGCAGGAAAUGUAAACUGUGUGAUAAAGGAGCCAACCUAGUGCCAGAGGUAGCAUGUACCUAUACGAAGAAUACCGUGUGUGGCUGUCUGCCUGGGUAUUUCUGCAGUUAUCUGGGGACCGAAGACUGUGAACUUUGUCAGCGCUACACUGUCUGCUUUCCUGGCAGUAUGGUAAAGGAAAGGGGCACAAAGACCACUGACAAUGUGUGUGAAGCCUGUCCUCCUGGAACCUCCUCAACAGCCAACAUGUCUUACAGUUGUAUACCGUCGCCCACAGUUAAGGAGAAUGGCCGGGUACAAGGAGACGACAGCAACCCUUCCUCAGAUCCCUCUGUUACAGCAAUUGUUGUUUCUGUUGUUGGAAUCGUGCUAGUUGUUGCAGCUGCCCUUACAUAUAUCUGGCAAAGGAGGAGAAGGAAAAAUUACGUGCCACCGGUGCAGGAAUCAGGGGAGUUGGAGCCUGAUUUGUCACCAGGUGGCAGCAUGGGAAAAGGAAAGACUUCAUGUUCCUUUCAUUCUGGAAAACAUCGGAAUCUCUCUUCUUUUCCUAAGUGGAGAAAAAGACCGUCUUGUACAAGCCUCCCUAGGUGACUCUGUUCCUUUGAAAAUAACUGUAAAGUCAUUGCAGCUGCUGAAGAAAGUAUGAAACCUCAGUGCAAUGAAGAGGCCUACAUCUGACAACAAAAAACAGGAGGAUGAAAUUUCUAAGCAAAAAUGAAGCUGGCAAAGACUGUCUUUGUUCUGUUACUCUAUUUGCAGUAAACUUGCCUUUUUGCAUUAAUAGUCUUGUAUGAUAGCUGGACCACUGUAAGUAUGAAUAAGUGUUAUAUGUAAAAGAUACUGUGCCAGAUUCUAUCCUUGAAUUUGUGAUAUCGUUCAUAUUGGCAAUGAAUAGUUUGUGUUAUUUCUUUUUUUGCCCUUCAUAUGUUGUCUCUUGGAUUUUACAUUAAAAAGUUCCUCCUCAAA